Messenger RNA from Recurvomyces mirabilis, 534 nucleotides. RefSeq lists its product as uncharacterized. The coding region runs from base 1 to 534 and encodes 177 amino acids. Lineage: Eukaryota; Fungi; Ascomycota; Dothideomycetes; Mycosphaerellales; Teratosphaeriaceae. The record is from RefSeq and is a predicted model, not a curated record. The transcript has 2 exons.
AUGUCUGACUCUCAGGACAUCAUGUUGGUAGACGAAAUCCCCGAAGAUGAUGCCAAUGUUCUCGGCAAGGACCUGGCCAAGCUAGAAAUUUCCGUUACUCAAACAGCUAAUCCAGAUCAAACAAGUGUCUCCAAGAUCUUCAGACUCAUCCCUCCACAACGCAAGCCGAGAACAGGGAGCAGAAAGAAGCGAAUUGAGGCCAUCUUCGAACUCUUCGAUGCCCGCUAUGGUCGCGAUGAGCACAAUCUCGCCGCAUGGAAGAUACUGUGCAAUGACCUGGACUUUGAAGAAGGCCAGACCAUCACACAAUGCAAAAACCGCCUGACAGCUCCUCAGAACCUCGAGCUGGUGCACGUCAAUGUUUACGAGUUCUACUUCUCCCAGAUCGACUUCACUCAAGAGUGCAGACGUUUCGGCAUUGAGGAAGAGUUACGCGGCUCCUCAAACGAGAAUGACCUUUUCUGUCUAUUGAGAAGGGCUAAGAACAACCCUUUAUUGAAAUGGUUGCAGAAAUGGAUGCUUAUCAAGAUGUGA